CGCAUGGGCGGCGCGCACUGAUCCGGCUGUGACAGCUCCAGGCAGUCCACGUCAACACACGGAGCACGGCGGCGAGCAGGCGGCAGGAUGGACGCAGCGGCUUCGGAACCUUCUCUCUACACAGUAAAAGCUGUGUUUAUACUCGAUAACGACGGCAACAGACUUCUGUCCAAGUACUACGACGGAGAGCUCUACCCGUCCAUGAAGGAGCAGAAGAGCUUCGAGAGCAACGUCUUCAACAAAACCCACAAGGCAGACAAUGAGAUCGCCUUCCUGGAGGGGCUGACCAUCGUCUACAAGAGCAGCAUCGACCUCUUCUUCUACGUGGUUGGGAGCGCGCAGGAGAAUGAGCUCAUGCUGAUGUCGGUGCUCACCUGUCUGUUCGAGUCCCUCAGUCACCUGCUCAGGAAGAACGUGGAGCGGAGGUGUUUGCUGGACAACAUGGACGGGGUGUUCCUGGUGGUGGACGAGAUCAUCGACGGAGGGGUGAUCCUGGAGAGCGACCCCCAGCAGGUUCUGCAGAAAGUCAACUACAAGGCCGACGAGAACCCGCUGACGGAACACGGCAUGGCUCAGCACCUAACAGAGAAGCUGGCUCUGACCACUAACGUCCUCCAGUCGGCAAAGAGCAGAUCAAGUGGUCCAUCCUGAAAUGAUGCGGACACUUCAGGAUUCUUUAUCCUCAGUUACUUUUAUUACGCCAAACUAAAGGGAGGACUUCUGAAUGUGUGUGUGUGUGUGUGUGUGUGUGUGUGUGUGUGUGUGUGUGUGUGUGUGUGUGUGUGUGUGUGUGUGUGUGUGUGUGUGUGUGUGUGUGUGUGUGUGUGUGUGUGUGUGUGUGUGUGUGUGUGUGUGUGUGUGUGUGUGUGUGUGAGAGAGAGAGAAAUUUGUUUUUUAUGUUUAAUUUAUUUGGUUGAGGAGGAAUUGUUAUUUAGGUCAAAAGGUUUCAGAGUGAAUCAUGAAGCAGCACGGAGCUCCAAACUACAAUACACAACUCUAUUUCUCUAAAUUGUGUAAAAUUGAAAAUAAAAACUGAAUGCAAUGACGUCAUCCUGAUUAAACAUCCCAGUGAUCGUGUAAAAACAUUCUUUGAAUAUUCAAAUGACAGACGUUUCUUGAAUUAGAGACAUAAUUUUCUUCACGAGUCAAGUUUGAACACUUGAUUUCUAUCAAUCCUCCACAUCAGCGAGUGGAGGGUUUUUAUUUUCCACGUUUGACGAUUGUGGAAGAAAACUGUUCGGAAAAUUCAGCAAAUUAAAUGUGUAUUUAUGGAUUUACAAGGGUUAAAGGAGUCUUUAAAGUCUGUUUGAAUGAGAACACGUAGCAUCAUUAGAUGGUAAAUAUUUUGUUAGAUGAAAAUGAAAAAAAAAGUCAUAUAUUUUAAUAUUUAGCUCUUGUUGAAACAUGUUUUAAUGUUUGUGAUA
This is a messenger RNA of Cololabis saira (Pacific saury), 1424 nucleotides long. It is a transcript of the gene copz2, whose product is annotated as COPI coat complex subunit zeta 2. Lineage: Eukaryota; Metazoa; Chordata; Actinopteri; Beloniformes; Belonidae. Gene Ontology annotation, biological process: intra-Golgi vesicle-mediated transport; retrograde vesicle-mediated transport, Golgi to endoplasmic reticulum; intracellular protein transport. Gene Ontology annotation, cellular component: COPI vesicle coat. The transcript is spliced from 10 exons. The record is from RefSeq and is a predicted model, not a curated record. The coding region runs from base 88 to 651 and encodes 187 amino acids.